AACAAGCCAUUAUUUUAUAGCUUUUGCUCUGACUUUCCUCAUCAAGUACAUUUUCACCAUGAAAUCAUCAAAAAUCCUGUUUUUCUUCCUUUUAACAGUGGCCUUGGCCACCAUUUUAUCAGCAAAGCAUCUUCCCCUGCCCAGAACUGGCCGUUUCCUUGCUGAUAAGCCCCGGGUGCAGUCCACAUGUGACCAGUUCCCCACCGUCUGCCGCAGCAAGGGCAGUUCCGGGCCGGACUGCUGCAACAAACAGUGUGUAGAUGUCAUGACGGAUAGGGACAACUGUGGAAAGUGCGGUAAGAAAUGCGGCUACUCCGAGAUGUGCUGUGACGGCGGCUGUGUGAAGCCCAGCGUGGAUGAGAAGCAUUGCGGCCGGUGCAACCACCGGUGCAAUAAAGGAAGCUCUUGUGUUUAUGGGUUGUGCAGCUACGCCUAGCUAGAAAAUUCUGGCUUUUUCUAGCUAGAAUGCUUCGGCUUCCCUCGAAUGUCUUGUGUUUUUCUAGUUUAAUUUUAUAUUAAUUACAAUAAUUAGAAAAAAGAAAUAUGGGUGUGAUACUAAUAAGAGGUUGAUGUUUUA
Molecule: messenger RNA, 577 nt
Organism: Rubroshorea leprosula
Lineage: Eukaryota; Viridiplantae; Streptophyta; Magnoliopsida; Malvales; Dipterocarpaceae
Source: the annotation of a GenBank genome assembly